Messenger RNA from Nelumbo nucifera (sacred lotus), 2386 nucleotides. RefSeq names its product Pentatricopeptide repeat (PPR-like) superfamily protein. The record is from RefSeq and is a predicted model, not a curated record. NCBI's taxonomy places the organism in Eukaryota, Viridiplantae, Streptophyta, Magnoliopsida, Proteales, Nelumbonaceae. Gene Ontology annotation, molecular function: protein binding; mRNA binding.
CUUGUAGAGUAAGCUCUCAUCAUAAACCCUUUCGAUUGUUUUCUUCUUUUCCAUCUUUAUAUUUAUCUCCGUUGUGUAGAACCCGCUAAAAUCCUCUGAUUCUGCCUCACUGUACAGUCGUUACUCUAGAAGCCUUCUUUUUUAAUUUCUUCAAUCUUUGGUUUUUUUUCACGAAGUCUGUAACGAACACUUCUGGGUUUUCCUUUACGAGUAUUUGGGUUUAAGUUUUAUGGGUAGCAAUUGAACAAAAAGAUGGACUUAACGGUACCUGCACAACAGCAUUAUGGAGGGUUUUCGUCUUCAAACUGUGUUCAGAAGGAGAACGCAAAGAUAAUUGGUUUUGGGUGUAGAGUUACGGUUAGUGUUCAUUAUGACUUCAGUUUAAGCAGAAGUGGUUCUCUGGUGAAGGGUUUUCCAGGGUACAAGACUUGUUGUUGUGCUUUAUCUGCCGAUAAUGAGGUGAGAAAACCUGAUAGGCAUCGAAAGAAAAACAGGAAUCGGGUUCUAGCGGUUUCAAAGGUGGAAUCUAUUAGUUCUAAUGGUAGACUACCGAGCCUAACCAGAACCCCUAAUGGACAUCCGGGCAACGGGCACACCUCUAUGGUGCCACUUCAUUCUUCCUGCAGUUCUGAGGAUUUUGAGAGCAACAAUCAACUUCGUCGCUUUGUUAGAAAUGGAGAACUGGAGGAAGGGUUCAAGUUUCUGGAGAACAUGGUCUAUCAUGGUGAUAUUCCAGAUAUAAUCCCGUGUACCAGUCUAAUUCGUGGGUUCUGUCGUGCUUGUAAGACUAAGAAGGCAACUCGGGUUCUGGAGAUUCUGGAAGAGUCUGGUGCUGUUCCGGAUGUUAUAACCUACAAUGUCUUGAUUAGUGGGUACUGCAAGUCAGGGGAGAUUGAGAAUGCUCUACAACUCUUGGAUAGAAUGAGUGUCGCUCCAGAUGUUGUUACAUAUAACACAAUCCUGCGUAGUUUAUGUGAUAGCGGAAAACUGAAACAAGCAAUGGAAGUUCUCGAUCUCCAGUUGCAGAAAGAGUGCUAUCCUGAUGUUAUCACCUAUACCAUUCUGAUAGAAGCAACUUGUAAGGAGUUUGGAGUUGGGCAGGCAAUGAAGCUGUUGGAUGAAAUGAGGAGUAAGGGAUGUAAGCCCGAUGUGGUUACUUAUAAUGUUCUCAUCAAUGGAAUUUGCAAGGAAGGAAGAUUGGAUGAAGCAAUGAAGUUCCUGAAUAAUAUACCAUCAUAUGGUUGCCAGCCUAAUGUGAUUACACACAAUAUCAUCCUGCGUAGCAUGUGUAGCACAGGAAGGUGGAUGGAUGCUGAAAAACUCUUAGCUGACAUGAUUCGCAAAGGUUGUUCUCCUAGUGUUGUUACCUUCAAUAUCCUUAUCAACUUCUUGUGUAGGAGGGGUUUAUUGGGCCGAGCAAUUGAUAUCUUGGAAAAGAUGCCAAAACAUGGCUGCAUUCCCAAUUCCCUAAGUUACAACCCGUUGCUUCAUGGGUUCUGCAAAGAAAAGAAAAUGGAUCGGGCAAUCGAGUACUUGGAAAUAAUGGUAUCUCGAGGGUGUUAUCCAGAUAUUGUAACCUACAACACACUGCUUACAGCUUUGUGCAAAGAUGGGAAGGUUGACAUUGCAGUUGAGCUACUUCACCAGCUAGGUAGUAAAGGUUGUUCUCCAGUGUUGAUUACAUACAAUACAGUUAUCGAUGGGCUCUCAAAGAUGGGAAGUACAGAUCAUGCUGUGAAGCUACUAGGUGAGAUGCUGGCAAAGGGUCUUCGUCCUGAUAUAAUCACCUACUCAUCACUUGUGGGUGGUCUUAGUAGAGAAGGCAAGGUUGAUGAGGCAAUUAAGUUUUUCCAUGAACUUGAGAGAUUAGGGAUCAGACCCAAUGCCAUUACUUACAAUUCUGUCAUCUUAGGCCUUUGUAAGUCUCGCCAAACUGACCGUGCUAUAGACUUUCUGGCCUACAUGGUGUCUAAGGGGUGUAAACCCACUGAAGCAACAUACACCAUCCUCAUUGAAGGUAUAGCUUAUGAAGGUUUGGCAAAGGAGGCUUUGGAAUUAUUGAAUGAGUUGUGUGCUAGAGGAGUUGUGAAGAAAAGCUCAGCACAACAUGUAGCAGUCAAAAUGUAGGGUUGAAGAUGAGCUAUUUUGAGUUCUAUGAUUUUUCAUUCCCACAAGUCCUAGCUUGUGAUUUGUUCAACUUUCCACCACAGUGACAUGAAAAGCAUCUGAAACAUUGAAUUUUUUUUGGCAUCGAGCUUCUUUUUGCUUGUCAUAACAACCGUAAAUGAAAUUCAAGUUUGAUAGAUAUUUUAUGUAAACACUGCCUUUAACUUACUAGUUGUACUUUACAGCUCAAAGAAUGUUCAAGAAAUUCAUCUUUUCCUUU